Penicillium samsonianum is the source of this 1323-nucleotide messenger RNA. Its product is annotated as lipase family protein. NCBI's taxonomy places the organism in Eukaryota, Fungi, Ascomycota, Eurotiomycetes, Eurotiales, Aspergillaceae. The transcript has 3 exons. The coding region runs from base 1 to 1323 and encodes 440 amino acids. Gene Ontology annotation, biological process: lipid metabolic process. The record is from RefSeq and is a predicted model, not a curated record.
AUGACCAACUUAGUAUCGCAUACAGUCGAAAAAACCAAUGCCACGAUUCUUGAUCUUGAGAAUUUAGUCUACCAGAGUUUGGGCGGUGGUGCAAAUGUCAAGGAGGCUACAUCGCGGUUAUUGGAUCAAGUCAUUACCUCGAUCGAUCUGGGGUCGUUUUGUGGGAGAGAAAAUGAACUGAUUGCUGCGUGUACAAUUCCUUUCCAGUCAGACGAGAAGAAAGAUCGCCGAUCACAGCGAAAAGGGAAGAAGCCAACAGGGUCUGUGGAUUACUUCUCCAAGGUGUAUCUGUAUGCCAAUUCGCGGUUACCACCUCAUUUAACACCAUUGAAAUUCUAUCCUCCAACAUAUCCCCUCCUCCAACUCGCAGCCAAGUACUCGCGCCGGGUCUACGACAAACCCUCAGGCCAUGAACGGCAUUCAUACGUGAAUUCAGACUGGCUACAAGGUACCAAAGCCAUGGUGGUCAAGUCGCUACCAAUCGACGACAUGAACACGAUCGUCUUCGCCAUACGUGGUACACAGAGUUUCCUGGACUGGGCCGUGAACGUUCGGGCAGCACCAACCUCUCCCACUGGCUUUCUAGACGACCCAUCCAACUACUGUCACUCAGGAUUCUUAUCCGUGGCCCGAAAAAUGGUUGCCCCCGUCGCAGGCCGACUACGUAAUCUACUUGAAGAAAAUCCCACACGCAUGUCCUAUUCGCUAGUCUUCACUGGCCACUCCGCAGGCGGCGCCGUCGCCAGCUUGCUAUAUCUACAUCUCUUAUCCGAGUCGCCAGUCGUGCAAUCAGAACUUACUCAUCUCCGCAGCUGCUUUAAGCACAUUCACUGCGUUACAUUUGGUGCUCCGCCCCUAUCUCUUCGUCCGUUGCAGCUCUCCCCUACUGCACAGAGAUCAAAGUCCAUGUUCUUCGCUUUUAUCAACGAGGGUGAUCCAGUGUCUCGUGCCGACAAGAGCUACUUUCUCUCGUUGCUAGAUCUGUAUGUUUCACCCGCUCCGGGGUCACUACUAGCCUUGUACGGCAGAAAGAAGAAAUCAGCUCCUAUCUAUUGGAGAAUCCCUUCAUCUGAUCUGUCACUUGCUGGUCGGCUUGUUCUUCUUCGUCCCCGGGACCAAUUGAGCGGCCGCCCUGUGAUUGUAGCGCCACCUGUCCCCGGUGGCCCUCCUGCACUGCCACCGCGGGAAAAGGUGGAUGCAUGUGGGAUUACAGACCCUGAGCUCCGAGGCGUGGUCUUUGGUGACCCCGUUAUGCAUUUUAUGGACUUGUAUUCCCGUCGCAUCGAUGCCUUGGCUAGUGGUGCCUUGAGCAAACGAUCAUGA